AAGCAAAAUGCGAGGUUUAAUUCGAUUCGAAAGGGGAACCAAGAUGGCAGCUACCUUGAAGGCAGCGACAGCAAAAAUUGGAAACGUUUUGCUGGAUAGCAAGAAAGAAUGGAGAAAGAAACCAAGAAAAGCUACACCACAGAAGAAGAGACCUCAUUACAGCAAGGGCCUGGAUGUCUGGGUGCAUGAUACCAGUGAGGUGUGGCUACCAGCUACUGUGGCCUCAGUUGGAAAAGACGGUAGUUUGUGUGUCAAGUUUGAAAAUGGAAAGGAAUCUGUGGUCAAACCAAAAGGAGACUAUCCUCAAGUGAGUGGGAUCACCCAAUACUACGAAGAGACAGAUGACCUUACUACACUCAGCCCUCUCUGUGAAGCAUCAGUUCUUCACUGUCUACGAGUACGCUUCUAUUCAGGAUCUUGCAGCACCUCAGCAGGAGUAACUCUGAUUGCAGUGAAUCCCUUCAAGGAAUUGAAAGGUUGUUAUGGAGAGGAAGUCGUGCAAAGAUACAGAGAAGGGUCAAAGAGCAAUCCACCUCAUGUUUAUGGCAUGGCUGAGAAAGCUUACAGUCAGAUGAAGUUAGGUUUGGAUCCAAAAAACCAAUCAAUUAUUGUCAGUGGAGAAAGUGGCGCUGGCAAGACAUGGACAGCUCGAUGUCUCAUGGAGUAUCUAGCUACUGUAGCUGUCUAUAAUCCAGGUGGUUUUGAGCCUUCUCCUGGAGAUUGCAUCAAGACAAGAAUCCUUGAUUCUAAUCCAAUCCUAGAGGCAUUUGGUAACGCUGGCACAGUUAGAAAUCAUAACAGCAGUCGCUUCGGCAAAUACAUACAACUCCAGUUUGACAGGGGCCAGCAUAUUAUUGGUGCAUCCAUUCAGACCUACUUGCUUGAGAAGACGAGAGUGGUUCACCAGUCAACUGAUGAGAGGAACUUCCAUAUCUUCUAUCAGUUGUAUCAAGGAGCAAGUUCUGAGGAGAAGGCUAUGUUUGGCCUUGGUCUGCCUGAUUAUUAUCUAAAGUAUCUCCCGAUGAAAUCCAACACAGCCAAAAAAUUGGAAGAUUGCCAGGCAUUGAAGACAACGAGAGAAGCAAUGGCUGGCAUUGGCCUUACCCUUACCCACCAGAGGGAAAUAUUCCAGGUUCUCUCAGGUCUUCUGCACUUAGGAAAUAUUUGCUUCACCAGUGAUGGAGAACAUGAGUCAUGUGACAUUGAUGAAGAUAACAAGGACUAUCAGUUAUCUUCGGAGUUUGCCACCAGACUGCUUGGUUUGGAUGAGGAACAGCUAGAGAAAUGUCUCAUGUUUAGAAAGAUAACAGCCACUCAUAGCAAGAGGAAGAGUGUCUUCAUGAGACCUUGUACAGUGGAGGAGGCAGGAACCAGACGGGAUUGUAUGGCCAAACUACUGUAUGCAAGACUCUUUGAUUGGCUGGUGUCCUUCAUUAAUAAAUCGACCUGUGCUGGCCAAUGGCACUCCUUCAUUGGUCUCCUGGAUAUCUAUGGAUUUGAAAGCUUCCAAUCAAACAGCCUGGAGCAACUCUGCAUAAAUUAUGCAAAUGAGAAGCUGCAGCAGCACUUUGUGGCACACUUCCUCCGAGCAGAGCAGGAGGAAUAUUCUAUUGAAGGAAUUUCUUGGCAAUUCUUCCGUUUUGCUGACAACCAACCAUGCCUUGAUGUCAUUGAAGGCAAAUGCAGUAUUUUCUCGCUUAUGAAUGAGGAGUGUUGUCUGAACCGCCACACCGAGGCCUCAGCAUUCAGCACCAGACUACUGGAUAGCAUCAAUGGCAAACACAUCAACAAACCACCUGUCACUGUCCGGUACCCUGCCUUCGUUGUCAAUCACUAUGCUGAUGAUGUUACCUACAAUACACAGGGCCUCAUUGAAAAAAACAAGGACCACAUUCCCAUUGAAUUGAUAGAACUAGUCGCCAAUAGCACUAAGCAGUUUGUCAGCAAGCUAGUACAGACAGAUCUAGCAGAGCAUGAGAUCCAGCCUGUCAAGAGUGGAAAAAUGCAGGCAAAAACUGUGGUCUCCAAGUUUAAGACCUCCCUAGAUAGCCUGAUGACCAUACUAACUUCCACGACACCACACUACAUCCGUUGCAUCAAGCCUAAUCUAGCCUGUGUGCCAGACAUCUUUGAUAGUGGCCAUGUUGUCUCUCAGUUGAGGGCUUGCGGUGUGCUAGAGACUAUUGCCAUCAGUGCUAAAGGGUUCCCUGCCAGAAUUGCCUAUGCAGAGUUUCAGCAGCGCUAUCAAGCUGUGCACAACUCUAUACAAGCUGCUACAGGAAUUAACAAGGACAAAAUGGCGAAGACAUUCUGUGUCUCUCUCAUGGAAAGUGUGUUUGGUGAUGAAGAUAAGGAAAAUGAAACUGCUGGGACACAGUUUGGAAAGACCAAGGUGUUUCUACGUUCUGGGCAGCUUGAGGAGCUGGAGAGACUGAGAGCCUUUGCCUUGAUGGAAGCAGCUACUUGCAUCCAACGAUGUUGGAGAAGAUACCAAAGAUGGCACAAAGUCAGGCGACUGGAGGCUGCCACAUUGAUCCAAGCAGCGUACCGUGGCUGGAGAGUACGUCUGUGUAUGGAAAUAAUGAACGAUGCAGCAAGGGUCAUACAACAUGCCAUGCUGGAAUACUGCAUCAAGAAACAGCAAGAAAAGGAACUUCAACGGCUGGAGCUAGAGGCCACCAAAAAACUGUCCCUGGAGAAGAGUUUAGCUCAUGUUGAUGACUGUCAUAAUGCAGACAGUUGCUCGUCAGAGGAUGAGCAGGAAUUCCAUGAAUGUAGAGACAGACUCUCAGUAGCAAGAGAACAUUCCAUCUUGCUAUCCUCACCCAAUCAUGAAUCUCACCCCAACAACCAAGCAUUACAACCUCCGUCAGUGGGACUCAUAGACCUUCAACAUCCCUCAGGAUUAGCCCUAUACAAUUCUGGAAUCUUACCGAGGAGAUGUAGCAAGUGUGGCUCUGUCACAAAUCCUCAGCCGGAGCAGCAUGGUAGUGAACUUGAUGACGACGAGGAUGCUGACGACAAAGAAGUAAGACAUGAUGAGGAUAUACAGACAACCCAAGUGGGUCUUGGUGGAACCUUGGUUGGUAUUUUCAAGAAACCUGCUGUUGAUUUUGCACUUGCUGCUGUUGUGACCGCUUUAUUAUUAAAGGGACCGGUCCAACUUUGAAACAACCAACCGUUACAUAGGCCUCAG
This is a messenger RNA of Acanthaster planci (crown-of-thorns starfish), 3196 nucleotides long. It is a transcript of the gene myo19, whose product is annotated as myosin XIX. Gene Ontology annotation, molecular function: ATP binding; microfilament motor activity; actin filament binding. Lineage: Eukaryota; Metazoa; Echinodermata; Asteroidea; Valvatida; Acanthasteridae. Gene Ontology annotation, cellular component: cytoplasm; actin cytoskeleton; myosin complex. The record is from RefSeq and is a predicted model, not a curated record. Gene Ontology annotation, biological process: actin filament organization.